Molecule: messenger RNA, 1830 nt
Organism: Capronia epimyces CBS 606.96
Lineage: Eukaryota; Fungi; Ascomycota; Eurotiomycetes; Chaetothyriales; Herpotrichiellaceae
Exons: 2
Coding region: 1-1830 (609 amino acids)
Source: RefSeq, a predicted model, not a curated record
AUGCACUGGAGAGCGCCAACGACUAUGCUGGCCACGUUUGCCACUGGGGCUGCAUUCGCCGUGGGCCACCAUUUCUUCUACCAGUCACUCCAUGGCACGCCUGUCGAGAUGACCAAUUUCGACCAGCAGAUCAACUUUGGCAUCGGCACAUCCUUCACCUUUUUGGUUCGGUCUUUUCUGACCAUGGCUGUCGGCACCGCGUUUGUCCAAGUUCUAUGGCGGGAACUUCUCAGCGAGCAAAUAGCGGUGUCGAGGAUCGAUUCGAUGACCCAACUGUUGACAUCAAUAUUUGAUCUGCUGAAUAUGAAAACUCUUUGGCAACAUCCCGUGCUCGCAUAUCUGGCCAUCAUUUCAUGGACGAUACCCAUUGCGGCGGUUGUACCUCCAGCGUCCCUCUCCGUACGCCGCGUCACCGAACCUCGUGUCGAAUACAUAACGAACAAUCUGCCCCUCCUGGACUUUACGAAACAAACAUUUGCAGCAGUCGCCAAUUAUGUGUCGCCGGAUAUUGGUUUCAGCGUAUGUUUUGAGGGUGGUUCGACCGGGCUGGACCAACUUGCCCAGGAGGGGGCAGUUCGGGGCCAGAUAUUGUCACGGACAGCGCCAGCUCCAAACUCUUCGUACUCAUUGCAGUUCUUCGGGCCAUCGAUCCGUUGCCAACCGACCGCUGACACAGUCAUGAGCUCUUUCGACGCUGUGUUCGGGUGCAACUUGACCGUAACCAACUACACUGAUAAUUUCUGUGGGUUCAACUACAGUUAUCUGGCAUGGACACCGGACCCUACCGUCCGAGUACCUUUCGAUACCGGAAGCGUCACAAACGACAGCCUUGACUUCAGGCACGAUCAAUCAACGUGCACUGACCUGUCCAGCAUCGGUGGCUUCGCUCAAGAGCCCGUCAUGAUCUAUAUCGGGACCUUUACAGACACGGGCAAUUGGUCAGUGCUAAACUGUUCCCUCUACAACGCCUCGUAUACCACCAAGGUCGACUACCAGGAGAGUGUUGAAACGAUCUCGACCACCACUCAACCCCUGAACGGCCUCCCUCUCCUCCCAGUUGAACACCAUGCAGAAUCCUACUCAGACUUGACCGAAGCAGAGCGGGUUGGCAUGAGCUACCAGGCGGUGAUGGAGAGCUUUGGCAAAAUCAUGGUGGGUGGGAUCUGGUAUUCCGGGGACGCGCCUUGGGAGGUCGAGGUCGAUGCCACAUCGGUGCUGUUGACGAGCUUAAAAAACUGUAUGGAGCUAGGCGGCAAUGAUUCGAUGACAUCUCUUGCCCAGGCGACCGAGCAGCUCUUUGAGAACAUCACCAUCAGCCUCUUUAGCAAGCCGGACUAUGUUUGGGCCCGACUGGCGCUCGCUUAUGGACUGGCCAUCUUUUUCGCCGCGGUCGCCGUGCUGAUUGGGGGAUUGGCUCUUUUGGCCUCGAAUCAGAGCUAUCAAUAUACUUUCUCGACCGUGAUGCGAGUGACCCGACAGAGAGCCAUCGAUGCCAUGAUCAGGCCCGAGGACAUGAACGGCCAAGCUCCACUGCCGAAGCAUAUUGGACAAGCUCGUAUCAUGGCAGGGCACGAAAAGAGCGACGACCUUGGUAUUGGUGUUGGUGUUGGUGUUGCGACUGUGGCUGUGGCUGAACCGUCCCAAGAGCCGCGGCAGACUAUGCAGGAGACACAGCCCUUGGCCCGCCUGGAUGAAAGCCGUCAUGGGGGCGGUAGUAUUGGUGACGGUGACGGUGAUGGUGAACGGAAGGAUAAUGGUUAUGACAGGCAAGACGUCGCUGAAGAGACCGAAACUGAGACUGGGACUGAGACUGAUGAACAUCGGCAAUGA